This is a messenger RNA of Brugia pahangi, 222 nucleotides long. NCBI's taxonomy places the organism in Eukaryota, Metazoa, Nematoda, Chromadorea, Rhabditida, Onchocercidae. The record is from the annotation of a GenBank genome assembly.
AUGACAAAGUUAUAUCACUGCCCUACAAACCUUGCAGAGUCCCACUUCCCCGCUCCUACACCUCAUCGACCACCAAAUGAAAUUGCUACUGUGAAACUAGAAAUCCCUUCACAUACACUGUGGGUGGUCUUCAACGUCUGUGUGCUAAUCUGCAGUAGUAGGCUGUCACCCAUAUCCGAUCUUCUUUAUGCUUCGCAUCCUACAGGAAUCUUUGGCAUCUAG